This is a messenger RNA of Rotaria sordida, 273 nucleotides long. The record is from the annotation of a GenBank genome assembly. Lineage: Eukaryota; Metazoa; Rotifera; Eurotatoria; Philodinida; Philodinidae.
AUGACUAUUGAUGAUAGUACUAUCGAUAUUCAUCUUACAAAACUUGUUGAUUGGUUAGUUGAUCGUCGACAUUGUUCAAAAGAUUGGAAUGAACAAUCAGUAGCUAUUCGAGCUAAAGUUCGACAAGCUCUUCUAGAUAUGCUCGAACAUGAUGAAAUCAAACGAUUACUUGGCUCUUCAUAUUUGGAUUAUUUUUGUUGUCUUAAAAUUGUUGAGACAUUAAAAGAAACAGAAAAAGAAAGUAAAAAUAUGUUUGGCAUGUAUUCAUCAUAA